This is a messenger RNA of Priceomyces carsonii, 390 nucleotides long. Its product is annotated as mitochondrial 37S ribosomal protein mS45. Gene Ontology annotation, molecular function: structural constituent of ribosome. Gene Ontology annotation, biological process: mitochondrial translation. The coding region runs from base 1 to 390 and encodes 129 amino acids. NCBI's taxonomy places the organism in Eukaryota, Fungi, Ascomycota, Pichiomycetes, Serinales, Debaryomycetaceae. The transcript has a single exon. The record is from RefSeq and is a predicted model, not a curated record. Gene Ontology annotation, cellular component: mitochondrial small ribosomal subunit.
AUGUAUCGUAUGUUUCCGUUAUAUGAACCACCAAUACAGGCUGAGAAUCUUACGGAGAUCCCUACCCCUCUGAGGACUUUGCAUCAGAGGUUUUUGACUAUUUCUGAGUCAGAACCCUUUGGACCAGUUGAUGCAGCCAAGUUGUUCAACUUGGAACCUGCUCAGGAAACUUUGAACAAUUUGACCGAACUUCGCGACGAAGAUCAAUCCAAUAAAGUUAAGGUUCAUAAAGUCUCGUUAGGUACUGAGAAGAAAGGUGACAGAACGAACUUUAAAUUCACGCACUCUAGAUCAGGCAAUGUUGGCUUCCGUUAUGGUGCUUCAAGAAGAGAUAGAAAGAAAGACAGAGCAAUCGGAUUUGAUAGCGAAGGGCGCAUGAUAUAUUUGUAG